GAAAUCCUGAUUGACGAUAACAGCUACUCAAGUGGAUUCAUAGCAGCAGAGGAAGAUGACAUGACUAACACAGCUAUCACCUUCAUCCUUCUCUUCCUCCUCACUCUGGUAUUCUCCAUCGGAACCACUGCUUUUAAGGUCAAAUGAAACAAGAAGAACAUAAAAAGGACAUUUAAUUCAAAAAUACAAAAAACAUACAUACUUUUUUUUUUACUUUCCUCCAACUUUUCAUAUCAUGUAUUUCUCCAUCAUUCCAAAUCUAAAAAUCUUCACAUCACUUUGAGCAAAACAUUUUUAAAAGAGCAUACUUUAACUGUAGUGUUCUUUAAAUUUUUAGUCCUUUACAAUAUUUUAAAACCGUUCUUGAUUUUGUAUUUUAUGUGUGACAUUGUUAUUAUCAUUGUUCUAUACUCCACCAGCACCUGGAACCAAUGGUCCAUGUUCAGCUCUAUAUGUAAACUUAGUACAUUUCACAGUUGGUUACUUUUUUCAGUCUGUUAUUACUGGACUUGUAAACUAAAACCUUUGGCAAAGUCAUGAGAGAUUGCCUGUGUGAUAUGUUAUGUAAACCAACCUGAGAUAUUUAAAUGUGCUCUCUGUUUCUCUUACUGGCAUAACUGACCCUCACACCUGCUGUCUGUGCUGCACUGUUGCUCACUGCGCUGUUUCACUUCUGUUUUUUGGUCCCCUUUUGGACCUGGGUGUUACACAAACCUUCCGCUCGUUGCAAGCUCUGGUUGCUCUGCUCUGUCAAGCUCAACAUCUGUGAAAUAGACUUGUAACCCCAUUUUUGCAUUUUUGUACAAUGUAGAAAUUUAAAACUCUGCCAUCUAGCAUAAAUAAAAGCAAACUGCACCUAAGAUUCAAAGCUGGUUAGUUAAUGACCACAAUUUGAAGGUAUGUAUUAAUUAACUCUACUUAGAUUUCAUCUUUUAAAGAAUUAGUGUUAAAACUCAUAAUGCAGCAUUUUCUCACGCAUAAUCUCCUCUCUUCUCCAGAUGAUCAGAUUGUCUCCCCAAACAUCACCUUGUACCCUGUUUGGGACAAUGAUUUUGGGAUUUCACAAGUCAGACUCAUCUGUGUUUUGAGCGGUUACUUUCCCAUGCAAUUGUCUGUGGAGUGGUACAAGAAUGACGGUUAUCCAACGAACAUCAUUCCAAAUGAGAGAAAGCUUAUGAAUGCAGAAGGACAGGAGAAAACCAUCAGUCUAACCACUGAGAUUAAACCAAAUAUGGACGACUGGAAAACAGGAACAAACUUUACUUGCAAGUCCACUCACAAGGGCAGUGUAUUUGUAAAAACAACAGACAUUUGCCAGACUUCUUUAAGUAUCCCUCCUACAUUUCAAAUUGUGAUUCCAAGUUUUAAGACUGUGAUGACAGAAUCUUUGGUGAAGGCAACAUGUUUGGUUUAUACUACUUUUGAUGCCAAAGUUACCUGGCUGUUGGAUAAAAGCAACAAACAGAGUGGCAUAAUGAAGCAGGUUUCAAACACAACUCAUAUAUCCAGUGAAGUGACAGUUUCCUCAAGUGAGUGGAAGCAACUGAAGACCAUAACAUGCAGAGCACAACAUAAGUGUUUUUCAUCUAUGGAAAAGACAGUAAAUGUAGCAGGGCCGUCAGGUACACCUCCACAGAUAAAGAUCAGGAGAUCUUUCCCAGAACUGGUGAAGGAAGAUUGUGCUAUCUUCCAGUGUGACAUCUCACAGGACUCCUCACAGGACCUCUAUGUCACAUUUCAGUCCAAUGGACGUGAUAUUUUGGAAGGACAGUAUGUUGAUCUUCCUGAAGGCCCCGGCCCUCAUUCAGUCAGUAUAAAUUUCCUGGUUCCCAGAAAUGUUUGGAAAACUAAUACAGAUUUCACCUGCACGGUGAACCAAGGCUUCUCCAGCAGUUCCAUCAAGUCACAUACCAUCAGUAAUAUAUUUGCGGAACCCUCAAUUGAACUUCUUCUGGCUCCCGGAGAAGUACUGGGGCAACAGACACUUGUGUGUUCUGGACGGGGCUUCAACCCACAAAUUAAAUGGUUGAAUGGCUUACAUGAGCUACAUACAUCAAAUCAUGGCAUCAGCAUGGAUACAAAUGCACGUGUUGCAGUAGCAAGUCAGCUGCAUGUUGCUGAGACUGAGUGGAAAUCAGGAACGGUCUUCAUAUGUGAAGUCUCUGACAAAUCUCUGAAUAAAGUUGUCAAAAAGGAAAUCAGUUUCUGCUCAGCUUCUUUAAGUAUCCCUCCUACAUUUCAAAUUGUGAUUCCAAGUUUUAAGACUGUGAUGACAGAAUCUUUGGUGAAGGCAACAUGUUUGGUUUAUACUACUUUUGAUGCCAAAGUUACCUGGCUGUUGGAUAAAAGCAACAAACAGAGUGGCAUAAUGAAGCAGGUUUCAAACACAACUCAUAUAUCCAGUGAAGUGACAGUUUCCUCAAGUGAGUGGAAGCAACUGAAGACCAUAACAUGCAGAGCACAACAUAAGUGUUUUUCAUCUAUGGAAAAGACAGUAAAUGUAGCAGGGCCGUCAGGUACACCUCCACAGAUAAAGAUCAGGAGAUCUUUCCCAGAACUGGUGAAGGAAGAUUGUGCCAUCUUCCAGUGUGACAUCUCACAGGACUCCUCACAGGACCUCUAUGUCACAUUUCAGUCCAAUGGACGUGAUAUUUUGGAAGGACAGUAUGUUGAUCUUCCUGAAGGCCCCGGCCCUCAUUCAGUCAGUAUAAAUUUCCUGGUUCCCAGAAAUGUUUGGAAAACUAAUACAGAUUUCACCUGCACGGUGAACCAAGGCUUCUCCAGCAGUUCCAUCAAGUCACAUACCAUCAGUAAUAUAUUUGCGGAACCCUCAAUUGAACUUCUUCUGGCUCCUGAAGAAGUACUGGGGCAACAGACACUUGUGUGUUCUGGACGGGGCUUCAACCCACAAGUCAAAUGGUUUAAUCGAUCAAAACAGAUAACCCCAUCAACUUAUGACAUCAGCAUGAAUAAAAAUGGGCAUGUUGCUGUAAUGAGUCAAUUGCAUGUCGGUCAGACAGAGUGGAAAAGAGGAAUGGUAUUUACAUGUGAACUGUCUGACAGUUCUCUAGAUAAAAAGGUCAAAAAGGAAAUCAGUGUAUGUUCAGUCACCCCAAGAUCUUCUCAUGAGGCCGCCAUCUAUGUUCAUAGACCUGCACUAGAGGAGCUUCAAAACAGGGAACAGGUGACUGUUAUGUGUCUUUUUGUUGGCACUAGUCUUAGGGAUUUCUCCAUAACCUGGAAAGUAGAUGGUCACCCAUCUUCUUCAAGUCACAUCCAUACAGAAAAACCUGUAAAUCACAGCAACGGGACAGAAACUUUACACAGCUUCCUUAACGUGUCAGCGAAGGACUGGUACUCAAAUAAGCAAGUGUCUUGUGAGGGAAAACAUCUGUGUUCCAACAAAGGUUAUGAAGACCAUAUCAGCAAAAGUACAGACCUGUCAAAACCAGUUCUGAGGAUAGUGAAACCAACAUUGACUGAACUGUAUACGUUUGGGACUGUCACGCUUACUUGCUUAGUUUCAGGAUUUUUCCCAUCUGACAUCAUAGUUCAGUGGGAAGAGAAUGGCCAACGACUCCCAGCAUCUCUCUAUAUUAACAGUCCUUCAUGGAAAGAACCAGCAACAAGCUAUUUUUCAAUGAGUAGCAGAAUAAAUGUAACUAAGGCUGAGGACAAUAUGUCGACAUACUCUUGUGUUGUUAGACAUGAAUCAUCUGAGACUCCAGUUAAAACCAGCAUUAGUGAUGUGUUUGCCUCUGUGACCUACACCAAACCUUCAGCCAUCUUGCUCCAGGGAGAAAACGAACUAGUGUGUCUGGUCUCAGGCUUCAGCCCACCAUCCAUUAAUAUCACUUGGUUCCGCAGUAAAACCACAGAGCCGAUGGAAUAUAACACAACCAAGCCCUACUUAGGUCAGGAUGGAAAAUUCAGCAUUCAAAGUUGCGUUCGCCUGUCCCCAAUUGACUCCUUACCAGGCGUGAUUCUCACCUGCAAGGUGACGCAUGAGGGUGCCACCCUAUCAGUGAAUAUGUCCAAACCAGACACACUGGAGCAUUGUAACUUCUUUGAUGCUCUCAAGGACACUGACGUGAGUCAAGAUGCCCUGAAGGAAACCUGGGCUAUGGCGUUAACUUUCCUCUGCUUUUUUCUCUUCACCAUCAUAUUUUCUCUUGUUGUCCUCAUCAGUAAGACCAAAUAAUGACAGUCAAAGGACAAAUUUCAUAUUACUGGAUGAGGUUUUAAUUUUUUGAUGUUUUUAUUAAAUGUAUUUUAUUUUCUUUGUUUAUUUUAGUUUUUUUUUUUAGAAUGAUUCUUUUUUUCUUUUGCUAAUUUGUUUGUUUUUUCUUUUAUAUUUUCUGGUCUAGUUUAUAAUAACAUUUUCAUUAUGUUUCUGUUAUGUAUUUGGUGUGGGAUGUAUUUAAGUGCCUUAAAGAUAAAUAAAGCUAAUGAGACUGCA
Molecule: messenger RNA, 4459 nt
Organism: Girardinichthys multiradiatus
Lineage: Eukaryota; Metazoa; Chordata; Actinopteri; Cyprinodontiformes; Goodeidae
Exons: 13
Coding region: 959-4201 (1080 amino acids)
Source: RefSeq, a predicted model, not a curated record